Messenger RNA from Schistosoma guineensis, 852 nucleotides. Lineage: Eukaryota; Metazoa; Platyhelminthes; Trematoda; Strigeidida; Schistosomatidae. The record is from the annotation of a GenBank genome assembly.
AUACUAUUUGCUAUUUUGUGACAGAUUCGAAAUAGUUCGUAUAAUUUUCAUCCGUCCAGUUUGCUUAUCUGCUGGUCUUACGUGUUGUUUAAACUACCGUGCUCGAGCCCAAACUACAAGAAAUGGUCAGUUUAAGUGAACAGGUUGGCGCCAUCAAGAAUAUUAAAGAAAAAUAUUUAAAUGAUUCGUUAUCUUUAAGACUGAAUCCCGUCAGUCAGUUAGAUGACUUUUUGAAUGCUGACCAUUUACCCAUCGAUCUUUCUCAGAUGGAUCUACAAUUAGCUAUCACCACUGCUGAAGCCAUAUUAGAUAAUGUGCGUUUCGAAGAUGAAGAAUUAAAACGAGAUUGUGAGCAAUUAUCACAAAAGCUUGAGCGGAGUGUAGCCCGAUAUAAUGCAGACUUAUCUGAAAAGGAAAUUGCCAAAAAAGAACACCACUUAAAACUGAAAACUGCUAAGGCGAAAUUAUCGGUCUACGAAAAAUUCACGAAGACGAAGUUCACCAUUAAUCAAGACUCCAUCACAGCUUUUAUUUUCAACCCGGAUGACAUGGUACAAUUAACUAUCCCAGAAACCCUGACGAGUACCGAUAUUUGUCAAAUGAUGAAUUCACUCCAAAAGAAUGUGACCAAACCCAUGUUAAGUGAAAAUGAGAUCAGACAAAUGAAAAAUUUAUGGGGUCGUAUGAAAGUUUCUGAAAAAUGGAAGCACUUAGUCGAACCAAGAACAUCAACCAAAAUGUCAGAAUAAUUAAAGUUGUGUGUGCAGAUGUGGAAAUAAUUCUGCAUUUUCAUUUGUAUUUACUUAAAAAAUCAAGCUUUUGUGUUAAUUUGCUUUCAAUUACCUUACUAUU